Porites lobata is the source of this 3548-nucleotide messenger RNA. The record is from the annotation of a GenBank genome assembly. Lineage: Eukaryota; Metazoa; Cnidaria; Anthozoa; Scleractinia; Poritidae.
AUGCCUUUGCAGCCGUUUAAGAUUGGCAAAAAGCCAGACAUCCGCCUGGUUGUUUACGGAGAUACCAUUUACAAGAUAAAAGUGACUUGCAGACAGUCUUCUGAUAGGUAAGCAAUCAUGAUUUUACUCGGGAACACAUUGACGUCUGCCUCUCUCAGCUGUGCAAUACUCGUUGCAAAUGUCCGAAUUUACGAAUUUACAUGUGCCAUUGAUAAGCUAAUUAACAAACGCAACUUGACUAAUAAAAAGAUCUUGCAGAGGUUUGGAUGAUCAUAAGACACUGAGAACUCUUUACUGUGCUCUAGUAAGAUCAAUCAAAUUUUGAAUAGUGCUCUUUGAUAAUGGUCCACUCAACAACAAACAACAACAACAAAUUAAAAAGCAUUAAAAAGCAAAGAAAGGUUUCAGAAGAGUAAUUCUUGUGAUUGUGGCCUUUUGUUUUCGGGAUUUAGCUUAAAGGAAAACCUGAGCAGGCUUAUAUACUACUGGUCUAGCUUGUUGUUUACUUAACUGAAAAAUUGUUUUCUGGUGCCAACCUUAGCAGUGAAACUGUUUUAGGCAUUUUUGAUCAAGUUCCUUUUUUAAAACAUUAAUUUUUUGUGCUUUUCUAACAAAACAGAGAGAGUAUUCGUAAAUUAUGCCAAGAAGAAAAGAACCAUAAAGAUUUGGAGGUUAGUCUAUAGGCACUUAUGUCUUAAAUAUUUCAUUUGUGUGGCUUGUUUUAAACUCUUAAACCAUACAAUCAGAGUUACGUCUGUUUUCCUAAAUAAGCUAGGAAGGUAGAAUGAAGAAUGGCAGUCAACUUUUUUGGGCUAUGUAAGCAAAAAAUGUUUAACUGAUUUUGUUUACAGAGUACCCUAGAAUUUACAUCCUCAGUGGUCCAAACGUUGUGAUUCAUUAUUUGGAAUACAUGUAUAUAUAACUCAUUAGAAGCUGCAUUUUAUGUAAUAAUUGUUUAUGGUAAUAUUGCUUUAAUAUGUUUCCUGAGCAAGUGUUUUGUUUCUCCCAUUAGAGAGUUGUCUGUGCAAUAUUAAGUUCAGAUGAUCUAACUCCUGUGCAGACAGACAGUUUUGUCAUCUAUCCAUGUAUCCUUUUUGUUAUUUUAUUAGCACUACUGUUUUACCUAAAAUCUUAUGUCUUGACCACUCACCUAAACGCUGUCAAGAAUAUAUUUAAACACUCAACAAACAUUAACUACGUGUGUUUCACAGUGUGUUUCUGCAAAUUUCAUGGUGAAUUGUCGUCUCACUUUUUUGGAUUCCUGAUGAUCAGGGAUGGUGCAAUCUCACACCUCAGUUUAUCUAGUCAUCUAAAUUGCUUUAUCCAGAAAAAGUCUCAUAGUUGAAGGGGUGUGUGCCUUUUGUUUGUUUUUUAAACGAAAAAGGUAGUUUCAUAACACCAAGAGUCACUUUCACACCCCCCUUCAGUUAAAGUACCUAAUUUAAUCUAAGCAAUAAUAUAUUAGUUAUAGUUAAAGAGUCUCUUAAUGUUGUGAACCUGAUUUGAUACAUGAAUGCGUAACAAGAAUUAUUGGUUUCUAUGCCUCGACCAAUCAUAAUUUAAAAAUUAACAAUUAUUUAAAUUUGAAAAGAAACUUAAUAAUCAUGUUAGACAGAACCCGUUGGGAGACUAGGGAAAAAGUCCUUUUUUCUCGACAUGGCCAGGCACUUGAAGCACACAAGUAUGCAUUCACCUUGUAUGUGGAAGAGAAGCAGGCAGGCCACAGACCUCAACUAGGUGUGUAGCAACCAUAGCUUUACUUCCAUCUAGUGGUAUUUGGCCGUCAAUAAAAUUGUAUAAUAAACCCUUCCACAGUUUUAUUUUAACUUCUGACUUGAACUAGUUAAUGAAAAUCCAUCAGCAGGGCCAAUAAGAAGGACUCAAAAUUAAUAGAAAUGCCAAGUUUGAACGUGAUGUGUAUAUAAACUACAUUGUUUAAUGAAAGUCACCAAAUUUUGCAGAGUUGUAUGGUGGUGGGCAAGUGCAUGCCACCCUUCAUAGAGACAUCACUCUGUAAAAUUAUCAUCUCUGUCCAUAACUAUGUUUAUGUGUGGUUUGUGAUGUUGACAACUUUUAGGGAGAACUUCAGAAAAGGAUGAACAGUCAGAUGAAGCAAAAGAGGUACAUUUUUUUGUUAUUUUUCAUUAACUAGAACUUUCCUCUUCAUCCUCAUCUUCUUUGGAUUCUUGAACUGUAUUAAUCAGGCUUUUACUACUGACUUCUAUUUACUUUCCUUCAGUCUUACCACUCUCUAUCAGUUAUUAAAGUUACACUUAGUGGUGCGAGGCCAAAAUCAUGGUUUAACAAAUUAUGAUUGUAGAAACAGUUAAGCUUUUGAUUGUCAGAAUCACCUUUGAAACUAAGUGGAAAAAUCCAAGAUGAGCACAGCUCUAUUAUACAGCAUUCUUAAAUGAGAUGAAACAGAAAAUUUAUGGUGAACUGACAGGUCAUCAAAAUUUAAGCUCUUCAAAUUUUCAUACUAGAUGCUAUUUCAGACUUCAGCUACGCCAAGCUUACCCAAGUCAUGUAGUCUAGUGCCCGUAGGUGUUUUCAGUGUAGCUAUUUAGCCAGAGUUAAAUCGUUUUAUGCAAGUUCCUAUAGGAUUAACCUGACUCUCCCAUCCCUGAGUUAGAAUAAUCAAUUUUGGUCUUAACCAUUCGUCUGUAAUAUUCAAAGAUUUAACUGUGGUAUGUAAAGAUUGAUGAAAGACAUCAACUUUAGUGGUCUAGUAGGAAUUACCCGGCAUACUGCAAUUUCCCUUGGGUGUUUAAGCACAGUAAUUAACCAGCGUGUCCAAAUUUAAUGUGCUGCAGCCUGUCAAUGUUGCUGAAGAGAGAAUGGGUAUGCCCCCGACAAGUUCAUCAACAGUGAAAGGUUGGUUGACUCUGCAAGUUAACCGAUAUAAUAUCAUAAUUAUUAUUGUAUUGUAUUCCUGACAGUCUGAAUCAAGCCCACAUUGUUUCUUGCUUGGCUUUCCUUUUUUGGCUAGGCUGGUCCAUUCAAACCAAAAUAAUAAUAUUGUAGGUGAUGAAACAAAAUACUUUCCAACAGUUACAAAGGACUUUUGGAACAUUCAAUCAGAAAAGAGAACUUGACGUUUUCUACUUCUGCAAGUGUAGAAGGCACAAAGAUGUUUCAUUGACAAAAAUCAAGAACAGUGCAUUAGAUCACAUUCACCUUAUCUGGAAAGGGUCAAGCUUCAAUGGCAAUCAAAUUCACAACUGUUUUAAAGUGGAAAGUAUGUGGGAGGUGUGAUACUUUUUGACAUGCAUAGAGAAUUUUAUUUUUUGAAAGGCGAAAAGUGGUUUUUAAAUAAAUGUUGAUAUGACCAUGAUAUUACGGUACGUUUGUCCCGCUGGAAUUAAGCUUUCUUGUUGCAAAACAACCAGGGAUUGUUUCUGUGUAAAUUUGUAUAUGAUUGAAUACUAGUGACUGAGUAUGGACAGAAGAAUCGACAUGAUGUUGAAGAGAAAGAUUUGAAAGAGUUUCUUAGAUUACAGAAGUUAGCAAGUGAAGAUGAUGAAGAACAAACAGAUGGUAAUUAUAUG